CCUUCUGAAAUACAGAAAUAAGCAGUUUGUAAUCUUUGAAUCUUCAGUGCGAAGGAUGGAUUAAAGUUGUAAAAUAUAGGAUUUUUAUGAAAUAUUUGAAGAAUGGAAGACACAAACAUUUUUAUUCAGGCCAUCGAGGGCUAUGAAGAAAAACAAGAUCCGCUGUCAGAAGAACUUGAUCGGUUUAUAACUUACAUCGCAAGGACCGGAGAUAUCUUGGGGCCAUGGGAGAAAGUACAGAAAGUCUUUAUGAAGAAAUUGACGUCAGUGUUAGAUGAAUUUUACAAUAUGGCUCCGUAUAAAGUUGGGAAAAUCAACGCAAAUGCGACCAACGAUGAUUUUGAUGAAAUGAAAAAAAGAUUGUUGCAGUUGACGGAAGAGUUUGACAGUCCGCCUUUCACAAUCCAAAGACUUUGUGAACUUCUUGCAGAACCGAGAAAGAAUUACACAAAAUGUGAUAAAUUUAUGAGAGGAAUUGAGAAGAAUCUAAUGGUUGUCAGCUCAUGGAGUAAUCUACCGAGGACUCUCUCCGAUAGUAAUGACAAUAACAUGAUGGUGAAUGGUGUGGACUCGAUGCCGGGCAAUGGAUACACUCCUGGGAGUGAUAGAUUCAAACCUCAUUGGUCCAAUUUGCCACCAUCACCAAUCAGCACUACCCCACCUAAGAUACCGGGAGUCCCUGAUUUUACGGCAGUUACUUUGCCAAAGCUUGAGGUUACUUCUGAGGAAUCUGGAGAGUCUACUGUUGAAGAAAAUGCAGAGACGAUAAAGACAGCAGUUCCUGCGGCUCCUGCAUCUGAAGAAAAGACAACAUCUGAGAUGGUAACAGAAGAAACUGAGAACCUUCAGAAACCUAACGUCUCUGCAACCAUAAUUUCAUCCUCUCCACCAAAGACUGUGAACAUAAAACGUAAAAUCGAGGAUGCUAAUGAUGAGAGUACCACCGAAACGGACAAGGGUAUAACGGACACACAGAUCGCAGAAAGCCCCACCAAAAAAUUGAAGCCUGAUACGGUUUUGGAACAAGUUCAGAGUACUGCUGGUGAAGACAGUAAAAGUGCUGAUUCAGAAUCACAUGACUCCGCAAAAAUAGAAUCCAGUGAACCAGUCACUAAAGAUGACUCAAAAGAAACGACUACCGGCGACUCAACAAAAAUGGAAUCUAGUGAAUCAAUCACUGACUCAGCAGAAACUGAAAAAGAUGACUCAUCAAAAACUGUCAGUUCAGGGUUGCCAGAAACUAAUGUAGACCAAAACAUUCCCCCAACUCAAACUUUGACCCUUGAACCAGGAAAUACAGACAAUACUGAGAAUGUAGAUAAAGACAUUGGCACGUCAGUUGAUCCACCUAGUGGUACAGAAAAAAAAUCUGACGAUGAAGUACAAAUGGAGGUAGAUUAAAUGGCUAAAUUGAAUAUUGAACCAAAGAGAUUGAAAUUGGGUCUUGUUUAUUACUGAGUACAAAUUGCAGUAAUAUUUCGGUCAGUGUGACCUGGCAGCAGAAUAAUUGAAAUGGCAUGGUCUGAAUUUUCGUAUUAUCAAGUAAUUCAAGUUAGUAACAGCUACUGGGUAACGUUAGUUUUCAAAUAGUCUUGAAGGCCUAAAAUGCGUUUCAAGCUAUGAAAACGGGGCUCCCGAAGUAUGCGAACCAAGAUGGCGGACAUCGGAAUGUAAUAUGUGUACUAGGUUAGGGUUAGGCCAUAAUUUUAGGUAUAAAUACUACGGGAGACUCUUGGCUAGUCUUCGAACUGAUAAUAGGGAAAAUUGGAAAAAAAUUAUCGCCUAACCCUAACCUGUUACCCGUGUUACGUUCCGAUGUCCAUCUUGGUUCGCCUUUGGGAACACCAUGAAAACAGCUAUGAAUAAUACAGAAAAAUGAUUUUUUUUACACCCUGGCUAUAGCAUGCCCAUACCGAUAUACAAUUAUUCUGACUGGCAGAAGUUUUUAAUGAAAUCGGUGAAGCGUGAACUGCCAGCAUUUGCAUGUCUUAACUAGAAUAUGAUUAUUCUGACUGAUAGAAUUUCUUUCUAUUUUAAUAUAAUUUUCUUUUGAAUCUUCGUAGGCAAUAAUUGGAGUACUUCAAUUCUUGUGUCAAUUGAUUUUAUUUAUAACCACUUUCUUGAAGAAGCAGUCUCACCGAACUGCCAUUGGUUGAACUGCACAAAGUCAUUAUUGGCCAUACUGAAUAUCCAUCGACAUUUUGCGCCCAUUCACUCUAGCCCAGUGGUUCUCAACCUUUUUUUUGUGGCUCAUUUUUGUUGCAAGAAAAUUUCCGUAGCCCUUUUAAAUUUUUAUUGAGAGGGAAAAACUACAAGAAAAGUUGGAAUCUUUCUGUGAAAAUGGAAACUUUCCUUUCAAUACUUAGAAUGAAAAUGAACAUUCAGUAGCAGGAAACAGCAUCAUCAAUCAUUGGUACCACAAUCAAAAUUAUGGAUAGUGAUACAAAUAAAACUAGCAAUUUUAAUAGUUCUGGGGCCCACCUUAAAAUCUUUCCGUGGCCCAGCUGUGGGUCAUGGCGCACUGGUUGAGAACCAGUACUUCAGCCUCUUCCGCUGAUAUUGUUGACUUCGACCAUCAGCUGGCUUAAACUAUCUGGAAGUCAAAAAUCAAGCCAAUUCACUGUAUUUCGUGGACCAUAAGACGAACUUUGCGAAUCGCUUUUUCUUGAAAAUCGGCUGGGCGGCUCAUAGGCCAGUCUGCAGUUUUUUGAGUCUCCCCUGUCAGUAAUAUAUUUGCUUCAAAAUAAGUAAUACUUGGAGUAAUUUUGCAUCAAAAAUGUUGAAAUAUUUUAACUGGAUUCUAUGAACCCAAUAAUUUCCUUAUUCAUAGAAUUAUUGGCGCUCCAGUAGUAUAUGCUCCAAGAUGGCGCACAACCUGAAUCCUAAUCGGGUACACAUACCAUGAUCAGGCUGUGCGCCAUCUUGGUGUACAUACUACGCCUACGAGAGCAUCGAAAUUUUAUAAAGAUACGCAUAACUAAUUUAAUGAGGUAAUAUGCUAUUACAUAAAUGGCAUUUUCCAUUUUGUGGAAUUGAAUUUUCUUGACUGGGAAAACCUCGUGUUCAGCAUCAGUAUAGCGCCAGUGGGCCCAUGUACAGCUUUAGUAAGAAAGUCAGUAGUUGAUUCAGACUUCUUUAUCACUAAUAUAUUUUGUUUUUAGAUGAGUUCCCAUUUCCUAGUUUGGAAUAAAUUUACAUCAACAUCAAUUUUUGUUGAAUUAUAUCUAAUGUAUUCAAUAAUUGAUUUUCUUUCGUGAAUUUUU
Molecule: messenger RNA, 3263 nt
Organism: Styela clava
Lineage: Eukaryota; Metazoa; Chordata; Ascidiacea; Stolidobranchia; Styelidae
Source: RefSeq, a predicted model, not a curated record